Molecule: messenger RNA, 5547 nt
Organism: Caretta caretta (loggerhead turtle)
Lineage: Eukaryota; Metazoa; Chordata; Testudines; Cheloniidae
Gene: FMNL1
Product: formin like 1
Biological process (GO): regulation of cell shape; cell migration; cortical actin cytoskeleton organization
Cellular component (GO): cytosol
Molecular function (GO): actin filament binding; small GTPase binding
Source: RefSeq, a predicted model, not a curated record
UGCAGGCGGCGGCUCGGAGCUGGCCCCGCUGUCGCCCGACCCCUCGCGCGUUGGGAGGAAAGUUUCCUCCUUUUUGGCCCCUUCCUCUUUUCCAAUCUGGAUUUGGGAGCCUGGAAGCAGCUUUCUGGGCUGGGCAGGAGCAGCAGGAUGGGCAACGCGGCCGGUAGCGUGGACCAGGCUCCGGCGAAGGAGACUAAGACCCCGCCACCAGCGGCAGCUCUGCCAGCCAAGCAGCCUGCAGCGCCGAAGCAGCCCAUGCCCAGCGCUGGGGAGCUGGAGGAAAGAUUCACCCAUGUGCUGGAUUCCAUGAACCUGCCGCCCGACAAGAUGAAGCUGCUCAGCCAGUAUGACAGCGAGAAGAAGUGGGAGCUGAUCUGUGACCAGGAGCGGUUCCAGGUCAAGAACCCCCCCUCUGCGUACAUCCAGAAACUGAAGAGCUACUUGGACACGGGCGGAGUCAGCAGAAAGGUGACCUCCGAUUGGCUGAUUGCCAUGGCGUUUAAGAGGCGAGUGCAGGAGUCCACACAGGUGCUCCGAGAGCUGGAGAUCUCGCUGAGGACCAACUAUAUCCGCUGGGUGCAGGAGUUCCUGAACGAGGAGAACAAGGGGCUGGACGUGCUGCUGGAAUACCUCGCCUUCGCCCAGUGUGCCGUCACGUACAAUAUGGAGAGCGCAGAUAACGGGAGCCCGGGCUCUGACAAGGGCAAGUCCCCGGACAGAUCCAUGGAGGACCUCAGCAAGAGCAGCUCCUCGUCCCCCACACAGGGCUCCUCCAAAACGAGGCACCUGACUAUCAGGUGCUGCCACUUGAACCAGCAGAUCCACACAUUCUUUCAACAAGUCCACCCAAGCGUCCCCUCCAGCGCCCCUUGGAGCGAUCAGGAGAGUAAACCCAGGCCACCUAUGAACUCCUAUGCGCCCCGACUCAACCCGGCGCCCAGCAGGAAGGCUCUGCGGAACUCGCGCAUCAUCGGCCAGAAGGACGACGUCCACGUCUGCAUCAUGUGUCUGCGCGCCAUCAUGAACUACCAGUCUGGAUUCAGCCUGGUGAUGAACCAUCCAGCCUGUGUCAACGAGAUCACCUUGAGUCUGAACAACAAAAACCCCAGGACCAAAGCCCUCGUCCUGGAGCUGCUGGCCGCUGUGUGCCUGGUCCGAGGAGGGCACGACAUCAUCCUUGCUGCCUUUGACAACUUCAAAGAGGUCUGCGGAGAGAAGAAUCGCUUUGAGAAGCUGAUGGAGUAUUUCCGAAAUGAGGACAGUAACAUUGACUUCAUGGUGGCCUGCAUGCAGUUUAUCAACAUCGUGGUGCACUCGGUGGAGAACAUGAACUUCCGCGUCUUCCUGCAGUACGAGUUCACUCACCUGGGGCUGGAUGAGUAUCUGGAGAGGCUGCGUUACACGGAGAGCGACAAGCUGCAGGUGCAGAUCCAGGCGUACCUGGAUAACAUCUUCGACGUGGGUGCCCUGCUGGAGGACACAGAGACCAAGAAUGCCGUGCUGGAGCACAUGGAGGACCUCCAGGAGCAAGUGGGGCAUCUCACAGAGAAGCUCCAGGAUGUGGAGAACGAGUCAAUGGCCAAGAUCGCGGAGCUGGAGAAACAGCUGAGCCAGACGCGCCGUGAAGCAGAGACGCUGCGGGAGCGGCUCAACGACUCCAGCGGCCAAGCCCGGCCCCCCCCGCAGCAGCGGCCGGCGGACGCCCGUCCCUCGGCCUUGGAGCAGAAGCUGGAGGAGCUGGAGGAGAAGGGGUUAGUCCGGAUCCUGCGUGGGCCAGAGGGAGCCGUUGCCAUCGAGAUUGUCCCUGUUGUCAUGGAAACCACAGCAGUCCCCACGGUUCCUAUAGAAGCUGCCGCCUCUACCAGCACAGAUUUCCCAUCUCCUUCCAUUUGCUCCCCACUGCCGCCCCCUGCUGCUGCCCAGACGAUUCCUCAGCCUCCAUCUCCCCCACCACUGCCCCACACCGACGACGCAGGCUCUGUCAACCUGCCUUCUCAGCAGCAAGCCCCACCUUCUGCACCCCCUCCGCCUGCCCCGCCCCUUCCUGGGGUCGAAAUCCCACCACCUCCUCCCCUCUCAGUGGAGGGUGGCCCGGCACCUCCCCCCCCACCCCCCCCACCCCUGGGAAUGCCAGCUGGAGAGGUCAGUGGCCCGAGCACAGCAGCCAGUUCAGCCGUCAAGAUCAAGAAGCCAAUUCAAACCAAGUUCAGAAUGCCCAUCUUCAACUGGGUGGCUCUGAAACCCACCCAGAUCAACGGGACCGUCUUCAACGAGCUCAACGACGAGAAGGUCCUGCAGGAACUGGACAUGAAUGACUUUGAGGAGCAGUUCAAGACGAAGGCUCAGGGCCCCAGCUUAGACAUCAGCACCCUGAAGGUGAAGGCUGUUCAAAAGGCCCCUAGCAAGGUGACGCUGAUCGAGUCCAACCGAGCCAAGAACCUGGCCAUCACGCUCCGCAAGGGCGGCCUCAGCAUCGACAGCAUCUGCAAGGCCAUUGAGACGUACGACUUGCAGAGCCUGAGCCUGGAUUUCCUGGAGCUGCUGCAGCGCUUCGUGCCCACCGAGUAUGAGCUGACGCUGAUCCGCAAGUACGAGAAGGAGCAGCGGCCGCUCGAGGAGCUGUCGGACGAGGACAUCUUCAUGAUCAAAUUCAGCCAAAUCCCUCGCCUCGCCGACCGCAUGAACAUCAUGACCUUCCUGGGCAACUUCAGCGACACGGCCCAGCUCCUGAUGCCGCAACUCAAUGCCAUCAUUGCAGCCUCCAUGUCCCUCAAGUCCUCCACCAAGCUCCGCAACAUCCUGGAGAUCGUCCUGGCCUUCGGGAACUAUAUGAACAGCAGCAAGCGUGGAGCGGCCUACGGCUUCCGGCUGCAGAGCCUCGACGCGCUGCUGGAGAUGAAGUCGACGGACCGGAAGCAGACUCUGCUGCACUACAUUGUGCGGGUGAUCAUGGAGAAGUACCCGGAGCUGACGGGCUUCCACACCGAGCUGCACUUCCUGGACAAGGCGGGCUCAGUGUCCCUGGACAGCGUGUUGCAGGACAUGAGGGCCCUGCAGCGGGGCAUGGAGCUGACCCGCAAGGAGUUCAUGCGGCAGGACGACAGCCAGGUGCUCAAGGACUUCCUCAAGGCCAACACUGAGGUGAUGGAGAAGCUGCAGACUGACAGCAAAACUGCCCAGGAGGCCUAUGAGUCAGCUGUGGAGUACUUCGGGGAGAACCCCAAGACCAGCCCCCCCACCAUGUUCUUCCCUAUAUUCGUGCGCUUCGUCAAGGCCUAUAAGAAAGUGGAGCAGGACAUCGAGCUGUGGAGGAAAGAGGAAGCAGCUGCCAAAGAAGUGGAGUCCAAUUCCCCCAGGAAGCCAGAGCCAAAGUCUCCUGUCCACAAGGCCAAGCGCCAGCAGAUGGACAUGAUUGCUGAGCUGAAGAAGAAGCAGAUGGUGAAGGAGCCCCUCAUUUACGAGGGAGGAGAUGGUGCCAUUGAGGACAUCAUUUCGGGUCUGCGGAACCAGCCGUACAGACGCGGCGACACCGGCCGGUGCAGCGGCAAGAAACGACCCAUGGGCCAGACCCUCCAGGUGACCCCUGACAUCUCGCUGUGACCGCCCGCCUACAGUGAUGCCCUGACUGGAGGAGGCCAGCCUGCAGCACCGCCCCGCCCCGCCCGGGGAGAGGAGGUGGAUGUGACCCACAGGGACUGGGCCACCAUGGACCAAGGCCUGAACCAAGGACUCUCACCGAUGGGAGAAUCCCUGCUCGCAGCUUCAAGCCGCUUAACUGCUCCGAGUGCCAGCUGGUGCCAUGCACACCCUUCCCCCCAAACCAGCCCUGCACGUCUGGCACAGGGCUCUCCCCCGCUGGCCAUGUCCCUGCUGCCUGGGCAGCCAAGUCAUUGGCUCGGGGGGGGAGGGGGAAUGUUACGUGUGUGGCAGCUGCUUGAGCUCCACAUGAGAGACCAGAGGGGGGUUAGGGCCCCAGUAGCGAUUCCCAUCCCUCUUCUCCCUCACGCAACACCACAUGCUGGGCUGGACCACAGCCACUGACCGGGGCCCCCCAGUGCACCAAGAGUGAGGUCUGCCCGCAGUCUGUGCUAGCCCUGCCUUCCUGCCUGCCAAUGUCUGGCAGAUGCUGUCUGGCUUGGGAUUGCAGUCCAUGGGCUGCAUCUUGUACUGUGAUUGCCCCUCCCCUGGCCUGACUGGCCUUCUCGUGCUGCUUUAGGGCUGACCCUGACCCCAGCCUCCCGCUCGGCCUUGGCACUGCCUUGCCCUGAUCUCUGUUGUAGUGAGAACAGAGCGCCCAGGCUCUCGCCUCCCUGGCCCCGGCCUGGCUGCAAGGGGGACCUACAGAGCUGUGCUAGGCUGACAGGGGCUGUUGCACCAACCCUCUUGGCUGGCAGGUGGGAAUAGGGUGACCAGCCAUCCUGAGCUGAGGGGCUUUGUCUUACAUAGGCACCUAUACUCCCUCCUGGCCCCUGGAAAAAGUGUCCCGAGUAGUCACACCCUUCUCUGGUCACCUAACGUGGGAACGGUAUUUUAGGGUGGCUUUUAAAUGUCUUCCUUGGCUUUCUUGUUAUGCUGCACUGCGUGGGGGAGGCAGGGAGGGGAUGCCGCUGUUCCUCCCUGGGCUCAGGAUGGGAGCAGCCCCUCUCUCAUCCCCAGGGAGGCUCCAAACAAUGACAAUCAACAGGGGUAAAGCAGCACUAUUCCUCAUGUCACCACAAGGUGUCACCCUUUCCCCAUGCCAUCUGCACCCCGCCCCCGGGCUGGGCUGGGGCCACAGCUCAGACCUAGUGCCCCCUAAGCCCUGGGCAGGGCUGGAGCCUCUAAUUGUACAGCUAAGCCUUUCACAGGCAGAUGAGUGACAAUCAGAACAACUGGCUCUGGGCUGCAAGGCUGGCCGGGAUGUCUGUCGAAGCCCUAAGCACACACCAGGCUGCACGGGUGCCCCCAUUGCCAGGGGGCUGCAGUAAUGCAGCUGUGCCCUCCUGGCUGCAGAGCAGGGAUGUGGCUCUGGCCAGCUGCAGCAACCACAGGCGCAGCGUGUGUCUACGCUCCCAGCUGCAUGGCUGUGCACCCAGCUGCAGCGAGGGCUGUGGGCUGCGGCUCCCCAUCCCCUCCCCUUUAGCCCCCGGACUCAUGCCUCAGCCCCAGGCGCUGGUGGAAUGAUGCAGCCCCCCUGCUUGCUGGAGUAGAGGAGCCCACUGAGAUCGAGCCCUGAGUUCCACGGUGCUCGCCCUCCUUCUUUCGGCCUGACUCAGGGCAUGCAGCUGCCAUGGAUCCUCUUGCUAGGCCAGGCUUUUCGAGCAGGACUAGCCAUGUUUGCAAGCCAGAGCUGUGAUUGCUUCCUGCUGUAAUUAAGGGGCAAAAUGCCAGCUGCUUGGUCUCACUCCCAGACGCUCAUCACAAUGCAGGCGGGGUGGGGGGUGGGGAAAUGAAUGUGUAACUUAUACCAUGCCUUUAAGAAACAGGAACUGCUCCUUUGUAUACAUUAUUUUUAUAUCCUGGCUGUGAGGCCUGGUUUAAUCUGGUAAUAAACCCACUACGGCUACA